Molecule: messenger RNA, 5198 nt
Organism: Lolium perenne
Lineage: Eukaryota; Viridiplantae; Streptophyta; Magnoliopsida; Poales; Poaceae
Product: disease resistance protein RGA5
Biological process (GO): defense response to other organism; protein phosphorylation
Molecular function (GO): protein kinase activity; ADP binding; ATP binding
Source: RefSeq, a predicted model, not a curated record
ACUUGCUUUUCUCUGCUUCAGAGUUUCCGUUCGAUCAAACUGCGCCCUCUCUUCUCGCUGUCCCCGUCUUUGCCGUCAACGCCCACCGCCCGAGCGCCUCCCAUCCCUUCACCCUCGCUGCCGGAGCCGCUUAUCCUCCACCCCUCCUCCCUUCACCCUGGCCAUCUGAGCUCACAGUAUCGACAGAUCUAGGGAGGGGCAGGCGGGCAGUGGCGCAAGACCAAAUUCCUCCAUCUCUCCUCAUCGUUGACUGCAAGAAGGCCUGGCUAUAUUUCCAGGAGAAUGGAGGACGAAGAUGUGCUGAAGCGUAUACUUGACGGAGCCGAGGACCCGAAGGAUCUUCCAUUAGCACUGUUGCAGAAAAUCACGGGAAAUUUCUCCAGUGACAGAAUAAUUGGCAAGGGAGCAUUUGGAGAGGUUUACAGGGGUGUACUUGGAGAACGGAUUGUUGCUGUGAAAAAGAUCCAUAUAAGUGUACACACAAUUGAUGACAAACUAUUUCGUCGUGAGCUUACCAGUCUGAUGAAGAUUAGUCAUGAAAAUGUAAUCCGCUUUCUUGGGUUCUGUUCUCAUGAAUAUCAAAAACUAAUAAAACAGGAUGGGUCAGGAAAAUUGAUCUUGGCCAGCGUAUUAGAAAGAUUGCUCUGCCUCGAGUACAUCAGCAACGGAAGCCUUGAUAAACAUAUUACCGAUGAAUUGAGAGGACUUGACUGGGAAACACGUUAUGAAAUAAUCAUCGGUAUUUGCGAGGGCCUGCGUUAUCUUCACGGGGAAAAGAUUAUUCAUAUGGAUCUUAAACCGGCAAACAUAUUAUUACAUAAUCAAGAUGACAAAUAUAUUCCCAAAAUCACGGAUUUCGGUUUGUCAAGACCAAAUGAAAACUCGCACACUGUCGGUAAAUGUUAUGGCACAGAAGGAUAUUUGGCUCCAGAAUACAGGGACCAUAGCGAAACUACACUCGCAUGUGAUAUAUAUAGUUUGGGUGCCAUAAUCAUACAAUUAGUAACAGGGUGUACGGAUAUCCCUAACGAACAUAAGGUACUUCGAAGGUGGAGACACAGGUGGAAUAAGCCACCGACGCAACUACAAUACCAGCAAAUAACUAGAUGCAUCGACAUAGCGGGACGCUGCAGGGAACAAACACAGAAAUAUAGACCCACAAUAUCAAAUAUAAUCCUCUUUCUGGAACAAUCAGAAAGCAUACAUGGCCAGAUAAGUCCUCACUUCAGUGAAGAUGACAUGCUAGGGAUUAAGCCACUCGAACUGCUGCUACCUUCUGAGCUGAAGAACAAGACAUCACGCUCAGUUGAGCUGACCAAUGGCACCCGUAAUUGCAUUGCCUUCAACAUUGAACUGCCAAGCCUAAGGUACAUCGCACUACCAGAAAAAGGCAUUGUGCAACCAGAAGCGAAGUGCACUGUGAAGAUAACAGUGCAACCACGAGAUAACAGUGCAACCGGAAGCGAUGCCGACAAGUUCAUCGUGAAGAGUAUGAAAGUGAGCCAGGUUCUGAUGGAUGAAGAUAUCACACAACGCAUGUUCGAAGAGGCCGGUGAAGUUGUUGAUGACGUGAACCUGGUGGUUGCAUAUGAGCCUAUGAAGCCCCUGAAACUUUCGAGGGAAGACACCAACAUGUCAGCUGAGGAAGUCCCCAAGGCAAAGAAGAGAGAGAUUGUUGAGUUUGCUUCCGGAAAGGGCAAAAACAAACUUGGUAGCAGAGAAAAAGAAGAGACAGAUUCCAUGGACAUCAGUUCAAGAGUUCAAGGACAAUGUACCAAGCAAACAAAUCAGCACAAUUUUUACCCUCCACAAAGCUUUUCACGCAAUUAUCCUACAAACAUGAAAUACCUAGGGGGCGAGAGUGACCGAGCCGUGGAUGUUACAAGCGGGGCUAUGGGUAGCCUGCUCGACAAGCUGGGCAAGCUCGUCACAGAGGACUACAGUCUAGAUAUGAGCAUCAAGAGUGAUAUCGAGUCUUUAUCGGUAGAUCUGGUGAUGAUUCACCUAGACCUCCCCGAGCUGGAAAAUGUUGUCCGGGCCAAGUUUUUCAUUGACGAAGUGCGGGAGCUGUCAUAUAACACAGAGGAUAUGAUUGAUAGCUUCAUGGUGCACGUCGAUCCUGACUCCAGUAGCAGUGGCUUCAGAGAGAUUAUGCAUGAGAGUGUAGAGCUGUUGCAGAAUGGCACGCCGACUUACCAGCAGAUUGGUGAUGUGAUCAGAGACAUCAAGGGCAAAGUUCAGGCUGUGGCUGACAGGAAAAAUAAAUAUAUCAAAAAUGUUGUAGCCAAUGCAUCUAUCAAAGCUACAACUAACCUUCGGAUUUCAGCUAUAUACGAACAUAAAGAACGACUCAUUGGCAUCAAAGCGCCGAGAGAUGAGCUGAUAAGGCUACUUGAGGAGGAUGGUGAUGCAUCAAAGCAAAAUCUGAGGAUAAUCUCUAUCGUCGGAAUGGGAGGGUUGGGCAAGACCACACUUGUCAAGGCAGUGUAUGACAAGAUGAAAGCAUACUGUCCUAAAGCUUUUGUUUCAGUGGGUCAGAAUCCAGACGUGAAGACAGUUUUGAAAGACAUUCUCGAUAAAUUUGUAGAAUAUUUCAAAGCAGAGAACUUGGAUGUCGGGGAACUCAUAGAAAAAAUUAAAGAAAUUCUCAAGGAUAAGAGAUACUUCAUAGUAAUUGAUGAUAUAUGGGACUCCACGGCAUGGUAUUUUAUUAAUUAUGCAUUUCCAAGAAACAAACAUGGCAGUAGAGUGAUAACAACAACAAGGAACCAUGAUGUUGCUCUUGCCUGUUGCGAGAAUGCAAGCAAAUAUGUGUAUAGGAUCAAACCACUCAAUGACGAAGAGUCAAGAAGACUAUUCAUUAUAAGAGCAUUUGGUCCUGAAAUUUUGUUCCCUGAUACAGUUCGGAAACAAGAGAUUUCAAAAUAUAUUCUGAAAAAAUGUGGUGGUAUGCCACUUGCUAUUAAUAGCAUAGCAAGCCUUUUGGCUGGUGAGAAAGACACAACCUGGGAGUAUAUAUGGAAAUCUUUGCAUGCUCUGACCAAAGGAAUAACUGCUCUCGAAAAUAUGAAGAAAAUAUUGGAUCUUAGCUACACAUGUCUUCCUGGUGAUCUCAAGACAUGUCUCAUUUAUGUUUGCAUGUAUCCAGAGGAUCGCGAAAUAGAUAAAAAGGAUUUGUUGAGGCAAUGGGUAGCUGAAGGUUUCGUGACUAGAAAGGGUCUGCUAGAUGCAGAGGAUGUUGCUGAAAACAACUUCAAAGCGCUCAUCAACAUGUGUUUGAUUGAACCUGGGAAGAUAGACCGCUACAAUGAUGAAGUGUUGUCUUGCAGUGUACACGAUAUAAUUCUUGAGCUUAUAAGAUCUAAGUCAAGUGAAAUGAAUUUUAUUCAUGUAAUUGAUGGUUUGAAAGAUGUGUCAGGGCAGAUCCGUCGAGUCUCAGUCCAGCACAAUGAUAAAGAGGAUAGUAGAGUUCUUGAAACAAUCAAAGGGUCACUAUCACAUGCUCGCUCAGUCUUACUUUACCGAGGCUCACUUUGGGCUGACUUUCUGAAGUACAAGUAUGUCAGAGUUCUAUACCUUGAAAAUUGGAGUUAUCUAGAGGGCCUAGACCUCAACGGCAUCAGGUGGUUGUUUCUUCUAAGGUAUUUAAAAGUUCAAAAUCUUGGGUCAUCUGUGGUGAACCUACCUGAUCAAAUUGGAGGGCUACAACAAUUGGAGACAAUAGAUCUAGAAGGAAUACAAGAGAAAAAUUAUCCACCAGAUAUUGUUAGUUUGCCCUGGUUAAGGCAUCUCAGUUAUGGCAGACGUGGUAGUGUACUGCCUGACGGGAUCGACAGGUUGAAAUCAUUGCACACCCUAGAAGGUGUAUGUUUUCAUCGAAGUUCGGUAGACAAUAUCAAGGGCCUUGGUGAACUGAUCAACUUGAGAAAACUAGAGUUCAUUUCGUCUGAGCAUAAACUAUUGAAUAAAUCGUUCAAUAUGCGUAUGGUUGCGUUGCACUCUUCUAUCAGCAAGCUAUCUACCAGCCUCAGGAUCCUUACAGUGAGAACAGGGUUCAGACUGGAUGACUGGAACUGGAGUAGACUAGAUGCCUGUGGCUGGAGCAGUUCAAUGUUCCCUCGGGUGUCUAAUAUUCGGGAGCUCAAUCUAAGUUUCUGCAUUCUUCAAAGGUGCCCUGGGUGGAUUAGUCAGCUCGGCAACCUCUGCAAGUUUACUAUUUAUGUGCGUGAGGUGGCUGAUGGCAUCACUAUCGUUGCAGGGUUGCCUUCACUCGCCUACUACUCUGUUGUGAGUACUAAUCCAGGUGAAAAGGAAGAAAGUGUAGUCAUCCACAGCGGGAUAUUCCAAUCACUCAAGCACCUGCUUUUCGCCUGUCCAAAAACGUCACUUACAUUCGAAGUCGGGGCUAUGCCCAAGCUAGAGAAGCUUCAGAUAUGGUUCCGUUACCACAUGUCUCGCCGAUUCCUACCGGUUGGCGUCGGCCUCUUGCAAGCUGAAACCCUUAAAAAAAUCACUAUAGUUAUGUUUGAGGAUGACAUGGAGAAUAAAAGCUUCAAUUACCUUCGUUCAUUUGGCUAUAUCUCAUACCACAAAUGUAGGUUCGGGUCCAUGUUGACGAGAGCAUUUAAGUCGCAUUAUCCUGAUGCUGACAUCAAAAUUAUAUUUGAUGAUAAUGAACUCUAUGACGAUAACAAAUGUGAUGCUAUUCCUGAUAAUGAUGAAGACUCUUGUUGUAGUGAAGAUGAUGACGAGGUUGUUGAUUAUGAAGAUCAUGAUAGUGAAGAUGAUGACGAGGAUGUUGAUGAUGAAGAUUAUGAUAGUGAAUUCUUGAAAAAAAAGGAUUAUGAUAGUGAAGAUGAUGACGAGGAUGUUGAUGAUGAAGAUUAUGAUAGUGAAUUCUCGAAAAAAAAAGAUUAUGAUAGUGAAGAUGAAGAUGAAUAUUAUGAUUGUGAAGAAUAUGGCGGUGCUUCUCCGUAGGCAAAUGGAUCUCAAACUUCAGCAUCGAUCCACUGUGGCUACUGGCUACUAAUUGAGGCGCUGGACGAUUCUGGUAGGAUGAGCAUUAAUACUGACACGCCUCCAAUGGUAGACACGUCGGUCCAUCUUGCUGUGUUAUACACUAUAUAUAAAAGCUAAACAGUGUAGUGCAUCUCAUAUUGAUUUGGCUACUGUAGAUGAGUAAUUUUCGUUCCUUUUCA